Messenger RNA from Hordeum vulgare subsp. vulgare (domesticated barley), 703 nucleotides. RefSeq lists its product as uncharacterized. The transcript has a single exon. The record is from RefSeq and is a predicted model, not a curated record. NCBI's taxonomy places the organism in Eukaryota, Viridiplantae, Streptophyta, Magnoliopsida, Poales, Poaceae. Bases 137 to 529 code for a protein of 130 amino acids.
GCCCGCCCGAUCGUCCACUCCCCAACUCUCUCUCCCUCCAUCGGCGGCGACCUUCGAAUCCCAGAGCUCCCGCCUCUCGCAAAGCCUCAGAAACCACCUGCAAACCAUCACCCCGGUUAGGCCAGGCCGGUGACCAAUGGGGAACUCGUACGGCAACGGCGGCUCGUCGUCGGGCCACCUGCGGGCGCCGGAGAUGCCGCUGCACCUGUGCUUCUUCCUCCUCGUGCUGUUCGUCUUCCUCGGCUUCUCCUGGUACAUGAGCUACGAAUCGGUGGUGGAGACCUUCGCCGACCAGGGGAAGCUCCUGCUCAUGGUGUCGCCGCUCGCGCUGCUCCUCGCCGUGCGGCUGCUGUCGAGCGGCGACGGCGAUGGGCGGCGCGUCGACCAGCUGCUGUCCAUGUCCAUGCCGGAGAGGGACUCCAUCCACCGCGCCGGGGGGUCGCCGUGGGGCGUCGGGCUCCUGCUCGUGCUGCUCCUCGUCAUGGUCUCCUACCAGUCCAAUUUCCGGGAGAAGUGGUUCGCGCUCUAGUCAUCGGGUGGUGAAUGAUGGAUCGAUCACCUCCAUCGGAACCGGGAUCGGAACAUUGAGCAAAUCUGCAAAUGAGCUUGUACCUCUGUAAUCCGAAAUAUACAUGUCUUCACGCAAAUACCGUGUAAAGAUAUGCUGAGUGGUGAAUUAUUUAGGGUGGGUUUGACAACAAAA